GAGGAGUUGGCAGAGGAGGGGUUGGCAGAGGAGGGGUUGGGAGAGGAGGGGUUGGUAGAGGAGGGGUUGGCAGAGGAGGAGUUGGCAGAGGAGGGGUUGGCAGAGGAGGAGUUGGUAGAGGAGGAGUUGGCAGAGGAGGGGUUGGCAGAGGAGGAGUUGGUAGAGGAGGAGUUGGCAGAGGAGGGGUUGGCAGAGGAGUUGGUAGAGGAGGAGUUGGUAGAGGAGGAGGUUAAUGAUGAAAGAGAUGAAGAGGAGGAGGAGAAGGAGGAGAGAGAAGAGGUGGAGGAGAGCGAUGACAAGAGAUCUGAAUCUGAUUUUGAAGAAGGCAGAAGUGUUGAUAGUCAUCCAUCAUCAGAUAGCAAAGUCUGUUCCAGUGGCAGGAUGUUAGAGGAAGUCUGUUAUAUAGAAGAGGAGGGAGAGGGCACCUGGGAGGAGCAGAACUAUGAUGAGGGGGAGCGGGUGGAAGAAGAGGAGGCAGCAGAGGUAGGGUCUGAAGUAUCAAUGUCAAGGAAGUCAAUGAAGUCUGGAAAGUCAGAGAAAUCAGAGGUAUGGUCUGAAGUAUCAAUGUCAAGGAAGUCAAUGAAGUCUGGAAAGUCAGAGAAAUCCAUCAAGUCAGAGAAAUCAGUAAAGUCAGAUAAAUCAGAGCUAGAGUGUAAAGCAUCAGAGCAGGGUGGAAAGGAGUCAAAGAAAUCAAUGAAGUCAGAAAAGUCAACAAACUCAGUAAUAAAAGAUAAGUCAGAGAAAUCAAAGAAAUCAGCAAUAACAGAUAAGUCAGAGAAAUCAAUGAAUUCAGUCAAUUCAGAAAAGUCAAUGACUUCAAUGCAGUCUGCAAAUUCAGAUAAGUCUGCUGUAGAGUGUAAAGUCUCAGAAGACGAGGAGGUUGACGCAGUGUCCAACAACUCCUCCUCUGGAGCCAUAGACCUCCGCAGGGUCAACGGUCAGGGUCUAGACGCCUCCAACGAAGGAGAGGAAGAAGAGGAUGAGGAAGAAGAGGUCAGAGGUCAAGACUGCUCCCAUCCUGUGGAGAUAUCUCAGGAGCUUCUAGACUUCGUCAACACUGCUCUGAACUCCUCCUCCCUGAUGUUCACCUACGACCCUAAGGGUAACCUGCGGAUCGAGCCGGAGAGGGCAACCAGGGUCGUCCAUACCAAACAGAUGUUUAUAUUUAACGGGAGCGUGGACAGCCAGUACGGCCUGAAGAGACUGCCCAGCCCCAACACCUCUGACCUGUCUGACUACAGACCUGAGACGUCCAGCAGCGGAGGGUACAAGAACCAGGCGUCAGUGGACAUGUCCACGGAGAGCGAAGACGGAGACAAGGAGGAGGCAGGGAGACACUCGCCUGGCUCUCGACCUAUCAGACAGACUAGUGACAAGCAGAGUAAAGCCAGUACCACCUCUCUGGAGCUCUGGGCCUCUAAACCCUCGUCAGAAACUAAAGCAGAUCAGUUAGAGAAUCCCGAGAGUCUUGAAGGGAAGAGGCCCACAAGGAGCUUUGAGUCUCGUGACUCUGGGGCUAAAGUCUCUGGGGAGAGCCUGUCGUACGUUAGCGGGUCCAGCUCAGUGAAGACAGAACCAGGACCAGAGCCAGUCAGGAUGAUCGAUCAGGGGCGAUGGCUGCUCAAGGAGGGGGGCUCUCCUGAAGGGGUGGGAGGAGCGUGGCAGAGCGCAGCAGACUCUAAGAGCCUCCCUGACUCUAGUGAGGGGGUCCUGAUUGACCAGGGGCGUUGGCUCCUUAAGGAGAAUCACCUAAUCAGGAAGUCUCCCCCGGUUCCCAUGGGGAUGUACGGUAACCUUGACAACACGUCUGUGGAUACGACCCAGGAUAACAACAGUGAGGAGGCUCGAGCCUACGACCACCACUCCUCUCACCACUCUGCCUGUUCCCACCACCACCACCUCAACCCCUUGGCUGUCCUCUCCUCCUCCGAGCUAGAGGAGCUGGCCCGACCUCCGACCCCUAAGUGCACCUACUACAACAUGUCUCAUAGCAGCGACUCAGACCCCUUCCUGGACGACCUCAGCCUCAACGGGAACGGGGCCAGGGAGAGGUCAGAGGGAGGGGAUCAGGGAGAGGUCAGAGGGAAGGAGCCAGGGAGAGGUCAGAGGGAAGGGGUCAGGGAGAGGUCAGAGGGAAGGGAUCAGGGGUUGCAGAGCAGGUGUAAGAGGGAGACAGCUGUGGAGACAUCCCGGACCUGGGCCAGGAAAAACGGCAGCAUGUCGUCGUUCGCCUCGGUGGAGUUCAGGAUGCCGGACGGCAGGGUGCAUCCGGAGGCGGGGCUGGCUGGGUCAGGGGCUGCUGUGGAGCAGAGUACCAGGACUGCAGUGGGCAGGGCUCUGCAGGUACAGGGCAGUCUGGAGUCUCUACGCUGUGGACCGCAUUGUCCUAUACUAUAAUGACUGCAAUACAGACCUGUCCCAUACUAUAAUGACUGCAAUACAGACCUGUCCCAUACUAUAAUGACUGCAAUACAGACCUGUCCCAUACUAUAAUGACUGCAAUACAGACCUGUCCCAUACUAUAAUGACUGCAAUACAGACCUGUCCCAUACCAUAUACAACACAGACCUGUCCCAUACCAUAUACAAUACAGACCUGUCCCAUACCAUAUACAACAUAGACCUGUCCCAUACCAUAUACAAUACAGACCUGUCCCAUAUCAUAUACAAUACAGACCUGUCCCAUACCAUAUACAAUACAGACCUGUCCCAUAUCAUAUACAAUACAGACCUGUCCCAUAUCAUAUACAAUACAGACCUGUCCCAUAUCAUAUACAAUACAGACCUGUCCCAUACCAUAUACAAUACAGACCUGUCCCAUACCAUAUACAAUACAGACCUGUCCCAUACCAUAUACAACACAGACCUGUCCCAUACCAUAUACAACACAGACCUGUCCCAUAUCAUAUACAAUACAGACCUGUCCCAUACCAUAUACAACACAGACCUGUCCCAUACCAUAUACAAUACAGACCUGUCCCAUACCAUAUACAAUACAGACCUGUCCCAUACCAUAAUGACUACAACACAGACCUGUCCCAUACCA
Messenger RNA from Coregonus sp. 'balchen', 3045 nucleotides. The record is from the annotation of a GenBank genome assembly. NCBI's taxonomy places the organism in Eukaryota, Metazoa, Chordata, Actinopteri, Salmoniformes, Salmonidae.